AUGAAGGCUGCAGUAAAAAACAGUGGAAUGUCAUCAAUUCCAUGCUUUAUCCAUACUUUGCAGCUAUGUAUUCAUGACUCUAUAUUUAGCCAAGAAAUCAUCAAGGAAAUUUUAACUUUAUGCAGAGGAAUAACAACACAUUUUAAUUAUUCACCAAUAGCAUGUGCAAAAUUAAAAUCAAUUCAGCAGCAGUUAAGUACUGUACCUCACAAAAUGAAACAAGAUGUUCCAACUCGCUGGAACAGUUCAUUUGAAAUGCUACAAAGAAUGUUUGAACAAAAAGUUCCUUUGGCCACCUAUGCAGCAGAAUAUGAUGAAAUUAAACUUCCUACUAAUUAUCAAUGGGGAAUAGUCGAAAAACUUGUUCACAUUCUUGCUCCAUUUAAAAACUUAACAAAAAAAUGUGGUAGGAGGGACGAAACUUGCGCACAAAUUAUACCAUCUGUUCUUGCAUUAAAAGUUUUAUUACAAAAAGCUUCAUCAAGUGAUAUAUACGCUGGGAUUAUGACGAUGAUUGAUGAACUAAUAAAAUCUGUUACUAAAAGACUUGAUAAAUUUUUGCUUAAUAAAAUGUUAUGUGUAUCAACAUUUUUGGAUCCACGAUAUAAAUUACUUUAUCAACAUGCAGAUGAAAAUGUUAUUAAGGAGUGGGUUGAAGAAGCAUGGAAAGAAAUGCAAGGAGCGCAAGAUGUUGUUGACUCUGACUCCGACAAUGCUCCAAUAGUAAAAGCUCCAGCAUCUAAUGGAUUCAUUAGCAUUGAUGAUUGUUUUAAAGAUGUAGCUUCUAUGAGAACCGGAAGAAAGCAGAGUGGAAGACGUUCCGAGGCAGAAAGAGAAUUAGUAGAUAUUGAAGUUGUUACCACUGACAUAAUUAAGAAGCAAACAAAAUUAAAGUCUGCAAUUACUCAAGAAAUAGACAACUACUUAUCUCUGCCUCUUUUUGAAAAUAAAAGUUCUCCGUUUUUGUGGUGGAGUAAAUGUGGAAUGCAAUUUGAAAAACUAAAAAAGAUGGCAUUAAAAUAUCUUACAGCACCUCCGUCAUCAAUAGAAAGUGAAAGGUUGUUUAGUGCUGGUGGGGACAUAUACGAAGCAACAAGGAGCAGACUAAAAGCAGAUAACGGAGAAUACCUAAUUCGAGAAGGUCUACCUUUUUUUGCAAUUCUUUAUAUUUCUUAA
Hydra vulgaris (swiftwater hydra) is the source of this 1176-nucleotide messenger RNA. Its product is annotated as zinc finger BED domain-containing protein 4. Gene Ontology annotation, molecular function: protein dimerization activity. Lineage: Eukaryota; Metazoa; Cnidaria; Hydrozoa; Anthoathecata; Hydridae. The record is from RefSeq and is a predicted model, not a curated record.